AUGCAGUGCUCAGUAAUUCUGGAAAGGGGCUGUAACAGUAAAAUGAAGACGUUAAACAGUUUUAAGAGCCCUUACACAAAGGAGUCCCGUCUUGACAACAUUGUUGAUCAACUGUGCACAAGACUUCAAGACAUCAAGGACCAAGAGAGCUCAACUCUCUUAGGAAUGCCAACUUGUUCCUUAGAGCAAACUGAGGCUGUUCGUCGAUACUACGCUGCAUUCCCGGCUCUGAAGAAAGCGCAAGAGUCGCCAUUGCAGUACUAUUUGCCGCCGCCAGCUUGGUGUCGUAAGAACGACACAAAGGUCAAAAUGCAGAGUGAAUUGGCAAUAUCGCAGGAUUGGAAUUGCAAAAAUAAAAAGUUUUCAUUGGGCAAAGAGCGGCGCAACUCAUAUCACGGUCAAAAGAAGAACAGCAGAAAACGUUACAAUAGUUACAGCCGAUCUUUCGAGAGCAAAGAGAACAUGCCGGAGUGGAUGACGCACGAAGGAGUUUGGGACAUCGAGACACAGGACCCCGUCAAGGAGUUCAUUCGGGCCAUCGCCUUCGACGAGGGCUACGCUACUUGCGAGAACACCGUCACCGACGAGAUCAAAGAGAUCAGCCAAGCCCAGUUUCGCUUGAACGACAACAUGGUGCCCGACUGGGACGACAGCCUAGAUCUCGACGCCCACUGGGUCAUCGCCGAAGACCCGACCCCGAGGGCGAGGAGUCCGAUGGACGAGGAACUCUACGCGAAAUUCGAGGCCAAGUUCGAUCGCAGCAUCGAGGCUCUCUGGUCGAAAGAUCAAAACACUCCGGACGACGAGUAUCAAGAUCUGCCGAUCGACUUCCAAGACCUCCUGUCGUCUCCCUCCGACCGCCUGUUCGCCGAACCGUCCGCCGAGAAGAGAAGCCUGUUGACGGAGAGCAUCUGGUCCACGAACUUCCCGGUCGUCCGGCCGCCGAAGACAGAAUCUCCCUCGAAGAUAGCCGAAGGCCUGCACGAUCGUCUUCGCCCGUUGAACAUAAAGGAGCCGGAGUGCCCCCGCGAGUUGGAAUCGUUCAGUCUCUACGAGGGCGAGGAGCUCUACGACGCUGUGUCGACGGUCGCCAAGACGAUGCGCUCCUUCACCGCGAUCAACCACAGCCGCGACAACAGCGGAUUCGUCGAGGUACCCCCGCGGCCUCGCAGAGACCGUCUCGCCCCCGUCCUCCGGCCCCCUCCGCCGCCCCGACCCCGGCCACCGCCGGACACCGACCGCGAGGAUCCGCUCACCUCGUCGCGCACGCACUUUCGCCCGAUACGCGGCGAGCCGGAGACCGAAGCGCCCCGAUACGCCGACGGCGACACCUUCGACAUCUGCGGCGACUACGACCCUGUCGAGUUCGAGCGCAGCCCGUCCGGCGGCCUCUACCUCGAGGGCACGCGCGAGCGCUACUUCGAGUACCGCAUGCCGAACGCGAUCGACUACGGCCGGCUCAACCUAACCGAGGCGCAGCGCUGCCCGGACCUGGAGGACACGAGAUUCAAACUGCGGUUCCCGGUGCGGCAGACGGAAGCGGCGGUGCAGACGGAGCGCGGAGACGCGUGGGCGUGCGACGAGUGCGGCGGCUCGGCCAAGAAGAUGAGGCCUAGCGGGAUCGAGAGCAUCUGGAGCGACGCGCGCGUUUGCGAGUGCGUCGUGGAGCCCGGGCCGAGCGGCGCGUCCGUCCCGCCGGAGGAGCUGUCGCGGGACUGGGAGGAGCUGCUGUCGGACAUCAGCGCCGCGCACCGCAUCGACGUCACUCGGCCGCGCUGCGUUGCGGGGGGAGGCGCCUCCUGCAACCACCCUCACGCUCGCUUCCUCCACUGUUGCGAACCGGCCCUGGACCGCCCGCUCACCCGGUAG
Molecule: messenger RNA, 1869 nt
Organism: Pieris macdunnoughi
Lineage: Eukaryota; Metazoa; Arthropoda; Insecta; Lepidoptera; Pieridae
Source: the annotation of a GenBank genome assembly